GAGCAAUGUGAGUGCAACGAAAGGCACUACGUUGUUCAACUUACUCCAGGAACUGGUCCGUGGUGCAUUGCUAUUUGAUAACUUGGGCUGUUCGCGUUUAUUUUCCACUGGCCCCUCUGCGGAGGUGGUUCAGCGGCCAUGACUGUGCUGGACACUCGUGGCCUAUAUCCGGAAGUCGCUCCGAAUGCCCGAACGAAGGUCGACAACAAUCCAACGCUUUUGGUGAGCUGGUGGGCUACCGGUUUUUCCUUGGCUAUCAUCGUGGUUCGAGUCUGUGGUCGUUAUAUUCGCAUCGAGCGUUUCUUCCGGGAGGAUAAGGUGAUGAUGCUUGCCAUCAUUCCCCUAUUAAUUCGCAUGGCAUUGGUACAUGUUGUCCUAAUAUGGGGGACCAACAAUACGCAGACAUCGGGAUUGACGGCGGAGGAUAUCCAGCAUCGAGUGGUUGGAAGCAAGUUGGUUCUGGUUUCGCGGAUCUGUUAUGCUAUCUUCAUUUGGACUGCCAAAUUCACCGUCUGCGAAUUUCUCAAACGGGUCUCGGAGAUGAUAUGGCGCCGUUCUCUGCGUAUAUUCCUGCAGUUCAUCUACUAUUUCCUGGGUUCCACUCUGAUCGCUGUGGUACUCGCAACCCUAACCGAAUGCCAGCCUUUCAGUCACUACUGGCAGGUGAUUCCGGACCCAGGUCCUCAAUGUCGCUCCGGCUAUGCGAAUCUGAUCACGAUGGGGGUAUGCGACGUGAUCACCGAUCUUCUCCUUGUCGCAUUCCCUAUUCCCCUGAUCGUGAUGACGCAUAUGCCUGCGAAGCGCAAAGGCUCACUUGUUAUCCUCUUCGCCUUAUCCUUAAUCUUAGUAGGCAUCACCUGCUACCGUGUACCAUCUGUGAUCAGCCAUCAAGGGUCUCAGCAGUACCGAUCUCUUCUGGCCUCUCUAGAGAUCCUUGCUGCCACGGCGGUCUCCAACGCCAUAGUCAUUGGAUCCUUUGUGCGAGACAAAGGCGUGAAGAAAGCCAAGUUCAAAAAGGCUCUCGGAUCAGCGUCCGUCAGCGAGAGCAUGGAUCACAGCUCCGUCCGUCGUACAACCAUCACACACCACCAAUGGGGCAGCGACUCCGAUCUGGCAGGUGACCUGGGUAUCCGUCUAGAACCUGACCUAUGCUCUUCCGACCGCAAACUGCCUCGGCCAGCCCCUAUGGUCGCUCCCUGCGCGCCUUUUACAGCCCGUACGGGUACUAUCAAUCCAAAUUGGUCUUUCAACCGUCCUUCCUCUACCACCGACGACGACCGAUCCUCGACCACGGGCAGCCUUGAGAUCAAAGUAAGUCCACAUGAAUACAUCUCAACCAAUAAGACGCCACGCAAAGCGCCAGGCGAUUCCAUCCCGAGCUCACCCGGCCGGAUAUCCAUGUUCGACGUUGGCGGUCUCCUGGAUCCCUCGCCCAGGAGUACCCCCCCUCCAACAUCACAUACGCAACGCUCAACGCCGAAUUCCGGCCAACCAACUCGUACGCGCAAUGGAGGCGCGGCGUUCCUGCAAGACGUCGGCGGUCUACUCUCCACCUCCACCUCGGGGACUAAUUCAACCCCUCCACCGAACUUCUCUCGACCAGGUGGUCUUCGUAGUAAUUCCUAUGGUCGCCGACGAGGGUCUAGCGUGCACUUUAGUGAUACAACAGAGUCAUCAGUUCCGCCAUAUCGGUCCCAAUCCGAUAUAACUGCCCCUAUCCCUGAAGGGAAUGAUGACGUCGAGCUUCAGGAUGUUGGAGGGUUGUUAUCGAGACGUUCAUGAGCAUACGACUAUAUAUAUUAUACGUACCUGGAUGUAUAAAUAAUUCUUUCCUUCUUUUUUAUGAUUUGAUUGUCAUGCGUACUGGGCUGGAGUUGGU
Messenger RNA from Aspergillus alliaceus, 1879 nucleotides. Its product is annotated as putative integral membrane protein Pth11-like. The transcript has 2 exons. NCBI's taxonomy places the organism in Eukaryota, Fungi, Ascomycota, Eurotiomycetes, Eurotiales, Aspergillaceae. The record is from RefSeq and is a predicted model, not a curated record. The coding region runs from base 139 to 1782 and encodes 547 amino acids.